Molecule: messenger RNA, 294 nt
Organism: Ogataea angusta
Lineage: Eukaryota; Fungi; Ascomycota; Pichiomycetes; Pichiales; Pichiaceae
Exons: 1
Source: RefSeq, a predicted model, not a curated record
AAGGUCAAAGAUGGAGUGAGGAUAGUGUUUGAUGAACAAGCCAGAAAAGAGCAUGCAAGCACUUCGUUUACACACCAUCCUCAAGCUAGUCUGCGGUCUUGCUUCAAACAAACACUGCUGUCGCUGGAAUGUCUUGAGGACAAUUCUUGGCUGGCAAAGACGCCACGUGGAUACGUGCAUGCGAAGAAAGAUGUGGCCGCCAAUGCUUACACGAGAGCUCUUUCGCCGGACUUCUGGGGCAAGAUCAAGGUGGUCUCUCAAAACAAAAUCAAACUCUUGAGACCAAUAUGGUGA